Messenger RNA from Mauremys mutica (yellowpond turtle), 900 nucleotides. It is a transcript of the gene EN2, whose product is annotated as engrailed homeobox 2. Lineage: Eukaryota; Metazoa; Chordata; Testudines; Geoemydidae. The transcript has 2 exons. Gene Ontology annotation, molecular function: DNA-binding transcription factor activity, RNA polymerase II-specific; RNA polymerase II cis-regulatory region sequence-specific DNA binding. Gene Ontology annotation, biological process: neuron differentiation; multicellular organism development; regulation of transcription by RNA polymerase II. The record is from RefSeq and is a predicted model, not a curated record. The coding region runs from base 1 to 900 and encodes 299 amino acids. Gene Ontology annotation, cellular component: nucleus.
AUGGAGGAGAAUGACCACAGUCCUAGGGAAGAAGCACUGGAGCAGCAGGAGUCCAGCAGCAGCAGCAGCAGCAGCAGCGAUGCGGAGCCCAACAGGAGCCGGGCGAUGAUCCUGCCCGUGGUUCUGCAGGCGCCUGGGAAUCACCAGCACCCGCACCGGAUCACGAACUUUUUCAUAGACAACAUCCUGAGGCCGGAGUUCGGGCGGAGGAAGGAAGGGGGGACCUGCAGCAGCGGAGGCAGCAGCGGCAGUAGCCCGGAGCAGCUGCUCUUAGGCGGCCGGGAGAACCGACGGAGUCCCUCUGCGGUGCCGGGAGCUGGGGGGCAGCUCACCGGCGGAGGGGGAGGCUCCGCGGGCGAAGGAGAAGGAGGCUCCAAAGCCCUUGCCCUCAAUGGGGGAGCCAAGAAAGGAGGCGACUCCGGGGCCCUGGAAGGAGCCUUGAAAUCCCGAGGGCUAAGCGGCGGCGAUCUGUCUGUGAGCUCGGACUCUGAUAGCUCCCAAGCCAGCUCCAACACCAGUAACCAGCCCAUGCUCUGGCCAGCCUGGGUUUACUGUACUAGAUACUCGGACAGGCCUUCUUCAGGCCCCCGCUCUCGUAAACCAAAGAAGAAGAAUCCCAACAAAGAAGACAAGCGUCCCAGGACAGCCUUCACCGCGGAGCAGCUGCAGAGACUGAAAGCGGAGUUUCAGACGAACAGAUACUUGACGGAGCAGAGGAGGCAGAGCCUGGCUCAGGAACUCAGCCUCAACGAGUCGCAGAUCAAAAUCUGGUUUCAGAACAAACGAGCCAAAAUCAAGAAAGCCACUGGCAACAAGAACACCCUGGCGGUGCAUCUCAUGGCACAAGGACUGUACAACCACUCCACCACAUCAAAAGACGGCAAGUCAGACAGUGAAUAG